Molecule: messenger RNA, 3113 nt
Organism: Conger conger (European conger)
Lineage: Eukaryota; Metazoa; Chordata; Actinopteri; Anguilliformes; Congridae
Product: ras-related protein Rab-37-like
Exons: 9
Coding region: 650-1339 (229 amino acids)
Cellular component (GO): endosome; Golgi apparatus
Molecular function (GO): GTP binding; GTPase activity
Source: RefSeq, a predicted model, not a curated record
AGAGAGAGAGCGAGGGUGCAUUCGUUGGAUAGGCUUUCAGUUGCUAAUUAUCGUCAAAUGCCGUUUUCCUCAACGCCCUUUAGAAAAAUACACUUAUUUUGUAGCCUACAAUUGUUCUCUGCACACCCUUUCCGCGUUUAGCGUUUCCUUGCCGCGCAGUUAUGAACCCGCUGAAACCAGUCAUCAGAAAUAUCUGACAUUUGGUGGACUCCUCCUUUGCAAUCAUCUGUCUCGGCAUCACCUGUUGGAUUUUUUGUGACUCCUCAUUGCGUCUGCUUCGUCGUCUGUGGCAAAACACAAUUUUCCACAUCUUGGGCAAUUCAUUUUCAGUCUCUUUGGCACAAGAACGUGUUUUCUCUACAUUCUGGAUAAGUACUCGGUGUGCUAGCUGUGCGAGACGAAAGGAUGUUUGCUUCUGCAAGUUCUCCGUCUGCUUGAUCGAUUAGCAUAUCCGUUUUCAUAUUUUAACGUCAUGUAUGCACGACUACAGAUAGUGUCACGCAUUACUUGUUAAUUUAAAGCGUUAUAGUCAGUAGCCUAUUCGUAUUGAUAACAAACGUUAGUUGUCUAGUUUCACUCGGUGAGUAGGCUAGUAGUCUUUGCAUACGGGAUCCCAUUGCGCGAGUACCAGCCUACAUCUUGAGGUGAGAUGUCAACCAAGAAGGAAUCGAGGUCAGGAAAGGUUCUUCAAAAUGGGACAUCAAAACAUUUUUUGGAAAGAUGUGCAUCGACAAAUGAAUAUUUUGAUAUCGCUUUCAAGGUCAUGCUGUUGGGAGACUCGGCUGUGGGGAAGACAUGCUUCCUGGUGCAGUUUAAAGAUGGGGCCUUUCUCGCCGGCAGUUUCAUAGCCACCGUGGGAAUAGACUUUAGGAAUAAGGUGGUGACAGUGGAUAAUGUGAAGGUAAAAUUGCAGAUAUGGGACACGGCAGGACAGGAGAGAUUCCGGAGUGUCACUCAUGCUUACUACAGGGAUGCCCAAGCACUGCUCCUUCUAUACGACAUCACCAGCAAAUCCUCCUUUGACAACAUCAGGGCCUGGCUCACAGAAAUUCAUGAGUACGCACAGAAGGAUGUGGUCAUCAUGUUGCUAGGCAACAAGUCAGACAUGGCCAAUGAGAGAGUCAUCAAGAGGGAGGAAGGAGAGAAGCUGGCCAGGGAAUAUGGCGUGCCAUUCAUGGAGACCAGUGCCAAGACGGGAGUCAACGUGGAGCUAGCCUUCCUGGCCAUCGCAAAAGAGCUGAAGCAUCGGGCUGUCCAGCAGCCCAACGAGCCAAAGUUUCAAAUCCAUGACUACAUAGAGUCCCAGAAGGAGCAGUCCAGCUGCUGCAGUUACCUGUAACUCAGCCAUUACAACUGGGGCUGUGUGAGGAAGAGCAAAGAUGGAUGAGCACAGCGUUGCCUCCCUACCACAACCAGCAGACUGAACAGAACAGGCAUCUCCGUGGAGUGGGAGGCAGGGACACUGACCUGUUCUGUUUUUCACAGGAUAAAGUAGAGUUCAUGGUCCUACUCCACCCCAACCCACUUGACACUACCUCUUAGGGGUUACAGAUGGGGGAGACAUACCAACAUUUCCCCUCUUCUGGACAAGGUUUUUUCUGGAGGAGUUGUGUGUCAGGUGGGAUGGAUGCAAUCCAACCAUCAAACAUAGAUUCAGCAAUUGUUAGUAGUAAUGGUUUUUCUGAAAUAAUGUUGACAUUAACUGUCACAAGCAAAAUGGUUUAUUAUGUUUUGUUUUGUCUUUGUAAUGGCCAAGAAUGGCAGUGUCCUCGAGUAUUUUAGAUUUUCUUUUCAGUGAAGAUGGCAGUUGUGCACAGUUGGAGUUUGAAGUGCUUUAUCUCUGUGUCAAAAUGGAAUACGUUUUCCUCCAAGCAGCUGCCAGAAGGCUUUUUAAAGCGCAGACAGAGAUUUAUUUCAUGUUAUGCUCUUCAUUCCAGACACAUUCCAGUGUAGGAUGGAAGUAUUACCCAUGUCAUAUAUGUCAUCAUAAAGCUUUCAGCUCAGUUACUGUAUUGUGAUAUAUUUUCACCACUGCAAGCAACCAAAGGUGUGUAUGAAAUUAUGCUAAAUGACACUUAGCCUAAAGGUUUAACUGAGUGAAAUGAGAGCUUUUGUUUUUGUCUGUUGAUUUAGUUUAUGUGCUCUUUCGGACAGGGUUCUUGGUGAUAUUCAGGCCUUUAGGUAUUCCAUCCACAGUAUUGCCUUUGAUAAAGAGCCUGAGUAACUCACAUAGCUAUGUGCUCUGGCUGUGCAGUACAAAUUACUUUUUUACAAUAGGGUCAGUUAAAAAGGCUACUUUGCCAACUUGCCAAGCAAAAUUAUACGGUCUGAUGUUCAGUUGUUGGACUUCAUAUUGAUUAGAGAUUCCAGCAACAAGCACACAAAGGAGCAUGCACAAUCAAUGAUAACAGCUUCAGUUGGACAUGAUGCAAAUAGGCUUAAAUAAAAUAAAAUAAAAUAAGUAUAUUUAAAUUAUAUAUCAAAUGUGUGUGUGUGUGCGAUUGUGUGUGUGUGUGCGUGUGUGUGUGUGUGUGUGUGUGUGUGUGUGUAUGUACAGUAAAUGCAUAUAUUUGCUAUAUUUUUGAAGCACCCAUAAAUUUGCACUUUUGUGAGAAAUGCUUCAGCAUGGUUCCUGUUAUUUUUUUGUUCUAUACUUCAUAUGACUGCUGUUCAUUGCACUUUGUGUUGUGAUGCAAAUCACUGAAGGCAUAUGAAACCAGGUUUGAAAAUACUGUACAUUCCAACACUUUUAUAUCAGAAGAAAUGUUACAGUGAUGUCAGAUGUGAUUUGUUUGGUUGAUUUGUACUAUUUCCUGACUCAAAUUGUACUCCUAUGUUGGAAUGUUGCCUGCUAGCCACUUAAAUCGUUGGAUGUCAUUGUUUUCAUUUUCUUUAGAUGGAGGUGUUUUACGGGGUCCUAUGAGACACAUAUUCUGUACAAAAUUGUUUCUUAAUGUGGUGAUGUCCAUUUGUUCCCUUCUAUGAGGUUGUCUUUUGUGUGUCUGUGUGUGUGUGCACAAGUGUGUGUGUUGUGUGCUUGGUUACCUGUGAGUCUGUUGCUUAUUCUCAGGUAUUUGAAUGCUUUGAUCAAAAUAAAGUCAUACUGCUGAGAA